AUGGAAACAGCGGUACAGAAGUCACUUUCCGAUCUUGUCAAAAAUGACAUAGAACGAUGUAUAGAGCUCGAAAAUUUGUCUAUAUAUAUUUUGGACAAUGGAUUCCUACCGAGGAGUUUUGAUGCGGAUUCCAACGCAUCAUCUUCAUUCAUUAAGUUUGAAGAAUCCACCAAUGGUGAAGACAAGUUGAAGGUAUGCCGUGUGAAGAUAACUAUUAAGUUGCCAAGGUGUAUCUAUGGUGUCAGCCGUAGACGCGAAACCGUUGUAUGCAUAGGUGUUGAUAUUCCAGGUACUUUCCCGGAAAAGAAAAUCCAGCUUGAACUUUCCAGCGUUUCCAAUGCAAGGAAACGAUUCUGCGCAUCAGUACGAAAGAAACUGUUUGAACCAAUUUCUGCAGAGGAAGGACAAUCCAACGAACAACAGGUCUUCUACGACGUUGUUGCAAGAUUCCACAGCUUCCUUCAACAGUCGGUCAUUCAACGUAACCCUGGUUCGAGUGUCUGGUGGAGCAACGAUGGUUCUUCUACGGUUCACAGGAACCAUGUGACUGGAGAAGAUACAGAGUCUUCCUCAUCAGAUGACGAAUUCGAUUCCGAUGGCACUUCUGACGACAACUCCGGAAACCGAUGGCCGCAUGAACGGUAUAAUCCGUUUGAAGUGUGUAUGGCCGCACAUGCAAGCUCAGUUACAGUGAAUAAAAUGUUGGCGGAACACUCUCGUUACUACCGGGAAUUCAAACACCAGAAGAUCUUGGGUUCAGGGUCAUUUGGUUGCGUUACGAAGGUUCGCCGCAAUGGAAUUGUAUAUGCAUUGAAGCAAAUACCAAUGUAUAAGAAUCACAACACACUGCUUUACGAGGAGGCGGCCGUUCUGGCAAGUUUACAACACCGAAACAUUGUUCGGUAUUACGACGCGUGGACUGAGGACCCCUAUGAUGAAAUUUUGGCGAAGCAAGUCGUAGUCCAAACGAAACAAUCCGGAGGCAGUGUACAUCUGAGUUUUACUGGCCAGUCACCACGGGAUUUGGAGGUUGAUAGCCCUAACGCGUCGAAAACCAUUGCGGAUGGAUUUAGAGUACAACACUCUCAUCGAAAAGUCAAAUUUUCGGAUGACCUAGCUUCGGCUGAUGGCCACCGUCGCUCCACACGCAGGCGCAAAGAACGACCAGUGAAGUACCUUUACAUAUUGAUGGAAUAUUGUGCUGAUGACAACCUAUGUGAUGCUAUCAUGGAAAGUCGACUAGUUUCUCAACCACGGCUGGCAAUCGAGUUAUUUAGACAGAUACUUGAGGCACUAAGUUACAUACAUGAGAAAGGCAUCAUUCACCGCGACGUAAAACCCUCGAACAUCUUCUUGAAAUCAGAGGAUGGCGAGCUAUCCGUUAAGCUAGGAGACUUUGGACUUACGGCAAAACUCAGGAGUGGCACGUCCUCAAAGUCGCAACCAUCUAAUCCAACUGGAAUGGUCGGAACGUUGUUCUACAUGUCACCAGAGCAAGAAAAAGGCGAAUCGUACGAUCAGAAGGUGGAUAUAUAUGCUGCAGGUGUUGUGUUUUUCGAAAUGCUUUCGCCGCCGUUCAAAACCAUCAUGGAACGUUCUGAGGUAUUGUCAUCUUUUGCCACACCUAAAAAGAAGUGGCCGCCAGAGUUUCAAUCUAGAAUGGACAAUCGUAUCCUCAAGAUACUGGAAUCGAUGCUAUGCGUUGAUCCAUCUAAGCGCCCUUCAGCAUCUCAACUUCUGCAGAGCGAGAUUUUUGUAUUUUCCAAGCUGGACACUUCUGCACUGUACCAAGUGGUAAAUCAGUACCCCAACUCCAUGGAAGCUAAUGAGCUGCUACGUUCUCUAUUUGGAGGUAGGUUUUCCAGAGAAUCCGCAUCGUGUUACACGGACCGGCUAGAGGAAAAUUCAGGAUCGAGCAGCUACGUAAACGUUGAACUGGUUAAUAAGUUUUGCCAGGAGUUUCAUCGACGAGGAGCUAUACGAUACAAAGUACCUCUGUUCAUGCGUGCACUGGAGGACGGCGUGAAUGAUGUGCCUAACGCUAGAGGAUAUAAAUUAUUGCUUAAAGACGGACGGAUAUGUGAGGUACGAUCGUCCGUUCUCAAUGCUUUUACAGCCGCCGUUCCCCAGAAUUUUAUCAUUGUGAUACGUAGAUGGUUUUGGGGUAAAACAUACGUCAGGGAUUCUGUCAGUGGUCGCCAUCCGCGCGAGUCCUGGCGUUGCGCAUACAACGUUGUUGCGGAUUAUAGCAUCCUACUACAGGAAGUAGCGUCCGCCAUAGAUGCAUUGGACGCUUUUUUCUGCACAGAACUGGUUCGCAUUGCUGUUCGCCCACUUCUCAGGUUCCGAAAGAGCAUUGUUACUGUGGAAUGGACAUAUGCCCAUUUAGUUCGUUGCGUAUUAGAGGAUAGCAUAGGUGUCAAUGAAAGUUUAUCUGAGGGUCUGGAGUCAUUGAUACUUGAAAACGCCAAACGUCCGAACGUGCUGAAACAAAGCGUGUCGGAAUAUUUGCGCCAAGUAUCAGUGCCCGGACUAUCGUCCGACGCACUAUUGAAUUGCGUCCUGCAAUUUGCUGAGAUAUUGAUUUCAGGCACAUCUUCGUUAAAUGAAUUUUUGGCUAAUGUAGCUCGCCUGCUAAAGGAGGUUGGACGUUAUACAGAGAAAUUCUGCGCGCUAGCAGCAAAAUUAUAUUAUAUGGAAACCUUCUUGACAGUAAAAGGCUGUUCCUACCGCUUCGUGCCGGCUGGUUUCCCGAGUUGGCAUCGAGAGAGGUUUUCCAUGUUCAGUUUUAGUGUGAAUUGUAGGAUUGGAAAGAAAGAAUUUAAUGCGGUAAUUGGUGGGGGUUGCAUAAAUCCCAUUGUGCAACAAGGCCGGGGCACUGUGUACGGUCCACCCAAAAGAAACUCUUUUGGUUUUGAGGUUUACCUUGAUUCACUUGUUGCAUACUUUCAAAAAGAGGAAUCAUUAUUACUAGGUCGGAGCGGCAUGGAUGGAUUGCAAUUGGGGUGUCGACUCUUCCCCCAAGUAUUGAUUUGUCUACAAGACCCUUUGCUCAUUAACGGCGCACUGUUUCUUGAAAAUGAAUUGCACGACUCAGGCAUCAUUGUAGAGAAACAGGUUGGGUUACCCAGCAGCGUACGGAAGCUUCGUAAGCACAUAUUGGCGGGAGUACUGCAGCUGUCUCGCCUAGAUGCUAUUGUUAUUGUUAAGCAUCAUCCGGCGACAGCGUCUAGAGCUUGGACAUUCGACGCGGUUUCCCGUUGUCUUGAUGUCCAGUAUAAGGUGUUCUACACGCAUGUGGAAACAGAAUCGGUCCUGGAUUCCGCGAGUGUACUAAUGUUAAUACCAGUCGAAGAUCCUCCUAAGGAGGUUAUAUCUCGCGUGACGUUCGGCAGAACGCGCGACAUCCUUGCCGCUGCCUCUUGGGACAAGACUGUAAGGAUAUACGAUGUGGAUACUGCAAACCGCGGUCGUCAGCUAAGGAGCUGCCCCGGUACAAGUCCUGUGCUUGACUGCUUAUUCAUCGAUGACGACCGGAAGAUCGUUUUCGGAGAUCUGGAAAACAAUGUAAACCUUGUUGACGUAGAGACGGGUGAAGUAACUACUAUAGGUACUCACAAUGGGCCCGUACGUUGCGUAAAUUUCAUUGAAUCCCUAGGAUUGGUUGUCAGCGGCGGUUGGGACAACCGUCUUCGCACUUUUGAUGUGAGGUGCUCCAGUAUGACUCCGGUCUCGGAUGCUGAGAUAUACGGGAAGGUCUAUUGUAUGGACCUAUUACACAACACCCUAGUUGUGGGCGACUCCAUGAAGAGGGUGUACGUCUAUGACUUGUCACGUGGACUCAGUGGAUUUUCAACACCUGAAACAAAAGACGGAGUCCUCAAGUACCAAUAUCGCUCCAUCAAGUGCUUUCCAGACAAUCGAGGAUACGCAUUGGGAUCUAUAGAAGGAAGAGUUGCCUGGGAGUACCACCCAAAAUAUCCCGAAUACGCAUCGCAACAGUACGCAUUCAAGUGCCAUCGCAACAAGACAACAUCAGAAGCUGACAUAGCUUACGCUGUAAACACAAUAGACUUUCACCCACGCUUAGGGACCUUUGCCACUGGUGGUGCCGAUGGUCUCGUAUGCGUAUGGGACGGUCACAGUCGUAAACGUCUUUGGAGAACCACCAACCUACCUACAGGUGUGACAUCGCUAUCCUUCAACAGCACUGGGAGCAAGCUGGCCAUCGCAUUAUCAGACAUCUUUGAGCUUAGUAGAGCGCCGGCAUCACCGCCAGGCAUCAUGAUACGUGAAGUGAAUGCCGAUGAGUGUAGACCACGCAAGGCCGUAACCUGA
Babesia sp. Xinjiang is the source of this 4338-nucleotide messenger RNA. Its product is annotated as Mitotic checkpoint protein BUB3.1. The transcript has 7 exons. NCBI's taxonomy places the organism in Eukaryota, Apicomplexa, Aconoidasida, Piroplasmida, Babesiidae. Bases 1 to 4338 code for a protein of 1445 amino acids. The record is from RefSeq and is a predicted model, not a curated record. Gene Ontology annotation, molecular function: protein kinase activity; ATP binding; protein binding. Gene Ontology annotation, biological process: protein phosphorylation.